This is a messenger RNA of Trichosurus vulpecula (common brushtail), 2326 nucleotides long. Its product is annotated as zinc finger protein 883-like. The record is from RefSeq and is a predicted model, not a curated record. The transcript is spliced from 4 exons. Lineage: Eukaryota; Metazoa; Chordata; Mammalia; Diprotodontia; Phalangeridae. Gene Ontology annotation, molecular function: DNA-binding transcription repressor activity, RNA polymerase II-specific. Gene Ontology annotation, biological process: negative regulation of transcription by RNA polymerase II. Bases 84 to 1895 code for a protein of 603 amino acids.
UGAUUUCUUUCUCAUCCCUUAGCUGUAUGUUGGCAUGAUUCGGCCCUCCAUCAAGAAAGGUGAUAGAAGAGGAGGAGGCGGCGAUGACUUCGUUUCUGAAGGCCAGGAGCCAGAAAUCGUUGACCUUCAAGGAUGUGGCUGUUGACUUCACCCAGGAGGAGUGGAAGCAGCUGAACCCUGCUCAGAGGGCCCUGUACAGGGAUGUGAUGCUGGAGAACUAUAGGAACCUCGUCUUACUUGGACUCCUUGUUUUUCAACCAGAUGUGAUCCACCAUUUGGAGAAUGGUGAACUACCAUGGAUGCCAGAGGGAGAGGUCUCAAGAAGCUCUUGUUCAGAUUCUCUCAUUCAGGAGAUGUGGUAUGAAACAGAGCCAGUUCCAAAACUGGGCAUUUCUAUGGGAGAGCCAUCCAAGGAAAGACUUGAAAAGGAUAAUCCUAGAGGUUGCAAGUUGAUAGGAGACUGGGAGUGUGAUAACAGGUUACAAAGGCAGAAGGAAAACAAGGAGAGAAAAUCCAGAAAAAUGACCACCAAUCGUGGUGGUAAUAGACUUGAGAGAAAUUUCAGUCUAAGUUUAAACUUUCCACAGCAGAGAAUUUCAAAAGGAAAAAGCAUUUGUAAACAUGGCAUCCAUGUCAAGACCUCCAAGCAGUUUUCCAGUCUCCUUAAAUGUUAUAAAAUCUCCUCAAAUAAGAACUACUGUAGAUAUAAUACAUGCAGGAAGUCCUUCAGUUACCAUUCAGAUCUUAGUCAGUAUCAUCAACCAGUCACUGGAGAAAAACCACAUGGGAAAUUUUUCAGGAAAACCUCACUUUGGAAGCAUGACAAUAUCCUUUCUCAAGAGAAAUCCUUUGUAUGUAGUGAGUGUGGGAAGACCUUUAUAGAAAAAGGAAGACUUACAGAACAUAAGAAAAUUCACACAGGAGAGAAACCCUUUGAAUGCAAUGAGUGUGGGAAGACCUUUUGUUAUCCAUCAAAACUUAAUCUCCAUAAGAGGAUUCAUACUGGAGAGAAACCUUUUAAAUGUAAUGAGUGUGGGAAAGCCUUCAUAGAUAAAGGAAGACUUACUGGACAUAAGAAAAUUCACACAGGAGAGAAGCCCUUUGAAUGUAAUGAGUGUGGGAAGGCUUUCUGUUACCGAUCAAGUCUUACUGGACACAAGAGAAUUCACACUGGAGAGAAACCCUUUGAAUGUAACGAGUGUGGAAAAGCCUUCUGCUACCAAUCAAGUCUUACUCUCCAUAAGAGAAUUCACACUAGAGAGAAACUCUUUGAAUGUAAUGAGUGUGGGAAAGCUUUCUGCUACCCAUCAAAGCUGAUUUUCCAUAAGAGAAUUCAUACUGGAGAAAAACCUUUUGAAUGUAAUGAGUGUGGGAAAGCUUUCAUAGACAAAGGAAGGCUUACUAAACAUAAGAAAAUUCACGUAGGAGAAAAACCCUUUGAAUGUAAUGAGUGUGGGAAGGCUUUCUCCUACCCAUCAAAACUUACUCUCCAUAUGAGAAUUCAUACUGGAGAGAAACCUUUUGAAUGUAAUGAGUGUGGGAAGGCCUUCAAUUGCAAAGCAAGUCUUACUAAACACAAGUUAAUUCAUACUGGAGAGAAGCCCUUUGAAUGUAAUGAGUGUGGAAGAAACUUCAGGCAAAGCUCAGCACUUAGAAAGCAUAGGAAACUUCACAACGGAGUCACUCUACAUAAGAUAUUUCAUACUGGAGAGAAGCCCUUUCAGUGUAAUGAGUGUGAGAAGGCCUUCAAACACAAAGCAAAUCUUAUUGAACACAAGUUAAUUCAUACUGGAGAGAAGCCCUUUGAAUGUAAUGAAUGUGGGAGGGGCUUUAGGCGACGUUCAUUACUUAGGAGGCAUCAGAGACUUCAUACUAAAGAAACAAUAUUGUGUUAGUGAGUGUGGGAAAGCAAUGGCAGCUUCAUACAUCAGGGAAACCCUUUGAAUGUAAUGACUCUGGGAAGGCCUGUAGCACCAACUACUCCCCUGGUAAGCGUUAGAAUUCACAAUGGGGAGUAACCUUUUAAAUGCAAUAAACCUGGGAAUACUUUCCACAGUGCUGAUUUCUGGCCACUUGUUGCCAUGCUGCUGACCACUCAACCCUCUGCUUUGGUCUACUCCUCCAGCUUCCACCCUGGAGCCCUGUGCUCCUGAUUUGUGAGAAUUCACCUAAUCUAACUUCACUAAGAGGCAACACCACACUGUUCUCUGGGCAUCUCUUCUCCUUCCUUCCACUUUCCAUCUCUAAGUCUGAAUAUUCAUCAGUUGCACACUACUGUUCCUGAAAAGGACAAGUGACUUCCUAGAUCACAGCACUCCUCCCUGGU